Lentinula edodes (shiitake mushroom) is the source of this 551-nucleotide messenger RNA. RefSeq lists its product as uncharacterized. The transcript has a single exon. Lineage: Eukaryota; Fungi; Basidiomycota; Agaricomycetes; Agaricales; Omphalotaceae. Bases 16 to 408 code for a protein of 130 amino acids. The record is from RefSeq and is a predicted model, not a curated record.
UGAACGAUGUCAUGAAUGAUGUCAUUUACCUCAACCCAUCAACGUGCUCAACGUGCUCAACAACGUAACUACUUAACACCUACGAUAACAGACGAUAACGCGAUAAGGACAGUUUCCGGGUACCCCCUAAGACUUAAAUUAACACAAACACGUAUUCCCUCCUAUGUAUGUACUCCUUCCAUUCCAUUCCCGCUAUCCAUCUAUCUGUUCAUCUGUCUGUCUAUCCUUCUAUCGAAUUCAUUCACACCUUCCGGCUUCACACCUUCGAGCGGGUGUAUACUCCCUCCGAUAGAAAUAAGAAGUGAGAAGUUCUAUCGGAGGGUGUAUACAGGCUUGCCUUGUCUCGGCUUGUCUCGGCUUGUCUCCUUCUAUGGACCCUUAUGUACCACCUUCGCUGGAUCAUUAUAGAAACCGUUAAUGUGCAUCUUUAAUCCUACAUACAUACAUAAUAGGAGGGAUAGGAGGGAGGCUCACAGAGGAGGGAGGAGUGAUACAGGGAUAGGAGGGAGGAGUAAUAAAGGGAUAGGAGGUAUAGGAGGGAGGCACAUAAU